Messenger RNA from Oenanthe melanoleuca, 4652 nucleotides. It is a transcript of the gene BICRA, whose product is annotated as BRD4 interacting chromatin remodeling complex associated protein. Gene Ontology annotation, cellular component: SWI/SNF complex. Lineage: Eukaryota; Metazoa; Chordata; Aves; Passeriformes; Muscicapidae. The transcript has 13 exons. Gene Ontology annotation, biological process: positive regulation of DNA-templated transcription. The coding region runs from base 660 to 4652 and encodes 1330 amino acids. The record is from RefSeq and is a predicted model, not a curated record.
CCUUAUGUUAAUUAACGGCGUUCUGGGCGUGGUUUAUGCUAAUUAGAGGCACCAGGAGGGUUUUAUGUUAAUUAAAAGCGCUCUGGGCCUGGUUUAUGCUCAUUACAGAUGCCGGGAGUCCUUUAUGUUAAUUAGCAGCGCUCUGGGAGUGGUUUAUGCUCAUUACAGGCACCGGGAGUGAUUUAUGUUAAUUAAAAGCGCUCUGGGCGUGGUUUAUGCUAAUUCACAGUUACGUGGGCGUGGUUUGUGCUGUUAACAGCGCUGGGCGUGGUUACGUCACCGCGCAGCGCCCUGGGCGUGGUUUAUGCAAAUGAGGCUCCCUCGGGGGGGCCUGGCUGCGAGGCGCCAGCGCGGGGGCGUGUCUAUUCUAAUGCCUGUCCGGGGGCGCGGUUUAUGCUAAUGAAUUCCUGGCCGCGCGUCGAUCUGGGGGGGCGGCGGGGCCGCGGGGGGGUCCCGUUAAACCCCCCGGUGGCUCCCCGUGCCCUCCGCGUCCGCCCCCGGUGCGGCGCGGCCCCGCCGGAGAGCGGCGGAGAGGCGGCCGCGAUCAGGCAGCGCCGCGAACCCCUAAGCGGCGGGGCCCGGCGGGGUCCUGGCGGCGGCGCCCGUGCGGGGGCGCCUGGGAGACCCCGCGCCGGGCGCCGCUCAGGCCUCACGGUGACAUGGAUGAUGAGGACGGGCGGUGCCUGUUAGAUGUGAUCUGCGACCCGCAGGCGCUGAACGAUUUCCUCCAUGGAUCCGAGAAGAUUGACAGUGACGAUCUCCUGGAGCACUCGGGCGACGCCGCCAGCGCCUUCUUCGAGGGGGCCGGGCUCCACGGGCAGGAAACCACGGGCGGCAACCCCCUGAGCGCCGAGCCGAGCCAGCCCGCGGCCAGCGUGGACCUGGACUUCCUGGAGGAUGACAUCCUGGGCUCGCCGGGCCCCGGCGCCGGCGCGGGCGCCGAGCAGCCGUGCGACAUCCUCCAGCAGAGCCUGCAGGAGGCCAACAUCACCGAGCAGACCCUGGAGGCCGAGGCCGAGCUGGACCUGGGCUCCUUCCAGCUGCCGGCGCUGCAGCCGGUGGUGCAGGCGGCCGACGGCACGCCCCAGAUCUUCUCUGGCGGCGCCGACCUGCUGGGCCUGCAGCCCCCGGCCGUGCUGGCGCCGCAGGCGCUGGUGCAGCCGCCGGACGUGGUCAACAAAGCCAUCAGCGUGCAGCCCUUCCUGCAGCAGGUGGGGCUGGGCAACGUCACCAUCCAGCCCUUGCCGAACUUGCCCGGCUUGCCCAACGGCAGCCCCGGCGGCGCCCUGGGCUUGGGGCCCAUCCAGGUGGUGGGGCAGCAGGUGAUGGCCAUCAACCAGCCGGCCGCGCCGCAGCUGCUGGCCAAGCCGGCGCCGGUGGCGGCCGUGGGCGGCUACAUCGCGCAGCCCGAGGCGGCGGCGGCGGCGGCGCAGGGCGCGGGGCUGGUGAUCCAGAAGAGCCUCCCCGCCGUGGCCACCACCACGCUCAACGGCAGCUCUGUGUUCGGCGGCGUCUCGGCGGCGUCGGCGCAGCCGCUCACCGUCACCUCCGGCCUGGGCGGCUCCUUGGUGCCGGCGCCCAACGUCAUCAUCCACCGCACGCCCACGCCCAUCCAGCCCAAGCCCGCCGGCGUGCUGCAGCAGAAGCUUUACCAGAUCACGCCCAAGCCCUUCGCCCCCGGCGGCGCCCUGGCGCUGCCCGGCGAAGCCCCGGCCAAGACUCAGCAGAACUUGACGUUCAUGGCCGGCAAAGCCGCGCCCAACGUGGUGCUCCAGAGCUUCCCCCCCAACGUCUUCAAGCCGCCGCCGCCGCAGCCGCCGGCGCUGGGCAAGUCCAUGAGCGUGCACGUGCUCAACCAGGGCGGCUCCAUCGUCAUCCCGGCGCAGCCCUUCCAAGGCCAGAACCAGUUCCUGCUGCCGGGGCAGCUGGCGGGCGCCUCGGCCGUGCCGCUGCCGCAGCCGCUGUCGGCGCUGCCGGCCAACGUGGGCGGCCAGCUGCUGCCGGGCGCCGGCCAGACCCACAUCAUCGCCGGGCAGGGCGCCGGCGCGCAGCUCCUGGCCAACCCGGCGCUGCCGGCGCAGCUGCUCAACCAGAACCUGGCGGGGCAGCUCAACCUGGGCCCGGUGCUGGCGUCGCCGGGCGCGGCGGGCACGGCUCACAUCCUGUCGGCGGCGCCCAUCCAGCUGCAGCCGGGCCAGGUGGCGCCGCCGGCGCUCUUCCAGAUGCCGGUGUCGCUGGCCGGGCCCUUGCCCAGCCCCGGCUCGGCCGCGGCGGCGCCGGCGGCGCCCACGGUGAUCCAGGGCGUGACGCUGGCCAGCCCGGUGGCCAUGCUCAACGCCGGCGGCGACGGGCUGGGCGCCGCCGUCAGCAUCCAGGCGGCCGCGGGGAGUCCCGGCGCCGGCGCCGAGCCGGGUCCCGGUGCCGCCGCGGCAGCGCCGGCCAUGGGGGCGGGGAGCGCCCAGCCCAGCCCCGGCAUCGCCGCCAGCCCCGAGAAAAUCCUGCUGGGAACGGCGGCGGCGGCGCCGGGGCUGGGCCAGGAGCCGGUGCCGAUGUUCCUGCAGCAGGUGCCCCAGGGGCUGCUCCUGCAGCCGAAGCCGCCCCCGUCCAGCCCGGCCCCGUUCCCGGCUCCGGCCGCUCCCGUCCUGGUUCCGGCGGCUCCGGGAACGCCCGGCCCGGCCCUGGCAGCCGCAACCGGAACCGGAUCCGCAACCGGCGGCACCGCGGCCUCAGGUUCCGGUUCCGCCCCGGCCGACUCGAAGCCGUUCUGCAGCGCCGCCGGCUCCGUUCCGGCUUCCGCUUCCGGUUCCGGUUCCGGUUCCAUUCCCAGCUCCGUUCCCGGCUCCGUUCCCGGAUCCGUUCCGGGUUCUGUUCCCAGCUCCGCUCCCGGCUCCAUUCCCGGUUCCGCUCCGGGUUCCGCUCCCGGCUCCGCUCCCGGCUCCGCUCCGGGUUCCGCUCCGGGUUCCGUUCCCGCCGGCAAAGGGGCGGCUCCCGGCAAACCGGGGGCUCCCCUCCCCCCCCAGCAGCCCCCGCAGGUGAAGCCGGGUGGGAUCAAGGGCCCCCCCCAACCCUCGGGGGGUGGGAAGGCCCCGCCCAUGCUGGAGGCGAAGUUGGCGCUGAAGAAGCCGCCGGUGCUGCAGCCCAGUAAGGAGGCCUGCCUCCUGGAGCAGCUGCACCGGCACCAGGGCUCGGUGCUGCACCCCGAGUUCCGCACGCCCUUCCGCUCGGUGGGCGACGCCCUGCGCCGGCUGCUGCCCUACCACGUGUACCAGGGCGUGCUGCCCGGCCAGCCCGAGUGCCAGCGCGUGGACGAGGAGUUCGAGGCGGUGUCGGAGCAGCUGCUGCGGCGCACGAGGGCGAUGCUGAACAAAUACCGGCUGCUGCUGCUCGAGGAGUCACGGCGCUCCAGCCCCUCGGCAGAGAUGGUGAUGAUCGACAGGAUUUUCAUCCAGGAGGAGAAGACGGCGCUGGCGCUCGACCGGCAGCUGGCGCGGGACCGGCCCGACGAAUACGUCUCUUCAUCCUCCUCCUCCUCCUCCUCCCGCUCCCACCCCCUCCCCCCUUCCUCCUCCUCCUCCUCCCUGCCCCUCCCCCAACCCUCCCCCGCCCCUCCCCCUCCCUCCCCCGCCCCUCCCCCUCCCCCCGCCCCCCCAAAGCUGCUGAUCAAGCACGGGGGGGGCUCCCCCAGCGUCACCUGGCUGGGGGAGGGGCGCGACCCCCAACCCCGCGACCCCCCCCGGGAUUUCCGUGGCGGUGGGGGAGGGGCGGGGGCGGGUGGGGGCGGGGGAGGGGCCGGGGGCGGGGGAGGGGAGGAGGAGGCGCUGCCGUCGCGCAGCCGCCCCCCGAUGAAGACGUACGAGGCGCGGAGCCGCAUCGGGCUCAAGCUGAAGAUCAAGCAGGAGGCCGGGCUGAGCAAGGUGAUCCACAACACGGCGCUGGACCCCGCGGCGCAGCUCAACGGCUCGCUGGAGAAAAAACCCGCCCCGGCAUCUUCAUCUUCAUCGUCGUCAUCAUCAUCAUCCUCGCCCGCCGUGCCGUGCCGCCUCCCGCUGAGGAAGAGCUACCGGGAGAGCCCCGAGCAGCCGCGCCGGGCGGCGCCGCCAGCGCGGGUCCGCGGGAAGGGAGCGGCCGAGGAGGCGUCGGACGGCGAGGAGGAGGAGGAGGAGGAAGGAGGAGGAGGAGCGGGAGGAGGAGGAGGAGGAGGAGGAGGAGGAGGAGGAGGAAGAGCGGGGCUGUGGGGCGGCAAGAGGAGGAAGGCGGAGGUGUCGGACGUGGACAACGCGUCCUUCUCCAGCGACAGCCCGCAGGACGAUUCGCUGAGCGAGCACCUGCAGAGCGCCAUCGACAGCAUCCUGAACCUGCAGCAGCACCCGCGGGGCGGCACCGGCACCGGCACCGGCACCGGCACCGGCACCGGCACCGGGACCGCGGCGGCACCGGGAGCGGGAACGGGAACCGGCACCGCGCCGGGAAUGGGACUGGGAUCAACGCCGGGAAUGGGACUGGGAGCGGCACCGGGACUGGGAUCGGCACCGGGACUGGGAUCGGCACCGGCACCGGCACCGGGAGCCGCCCCCGGCCCCCCCCGCCUGCUGCCGGUGCCCCCCCCCAGCCACAACGGCGGCCUCGGCGCCGCCCGGACGUGCACGAGAUGA